Messenger RNA from Metarhizium brunneum ARSEF 3297, 1782 nucleotides. It is a transcript of the gene gox, whose product is annotated as Glucose oxidase. The record is from RefSeq and is a predicted model, not a curated record. Gene Ontology annotation, molecular function: oxidoreductase activity, acting on CH-OH group of donors; flavin adenine dinucleotide binding. NCBI's taxonomy places the organism in Eukaryota, Fungi, Ascomycota, Sordariomycetes, Hypocreales, Clavicipitaceae.
AUGUUUCGUCCGCUUAUUCUUCUCAGUACUCUAACUGCCACUUUGGCCUGUCCCACCCGCCAGAUCAAAACCGCUUCCAAAUACGACUAUAUUGUUAUUGGUGGUGGAACUAGCGGCCUGGUUAUUGCUAACCGCUUGUCAGAAGAUCGAAAUGUCUCCGUCCUCGUCAUCGAGGCAGGUAAAUCGGUGCUCAACAACGCCAAUGUCACUGACGUUGGUGGAUAUGGACUGGCGUUCGGCACGGAUAUCGACUGGCAAUAUAAAAGUGUCAACCAGACCUAUGGGGGCAAUAAAGAGUUGGUUUUUCGAGCGGGUAAAGCGGUGGCUGGAACUAGUGCUAUCAACGGAAUGGCCUACACUCGUGCCGAAGACGUCCAGAUUGAUGCGUGGCAGACUAUCGGCAACGAGGGCUGGACAUGGAAGAAGCUGCUUCCCUACUAUUUGCAAAGUGAGAAAUUAACCAUCCCCAGCCAGAGCCAGGUCUCCAAGGGCGCAUCCUACAAUGCUUCCGUUCACGGCAAGUCCGGCCCUCUGGAUGUGGGUUUCUUCGAUAUCCCCGACAAUGACCUCACCGGGGUUCUCAAUACCACCAUGAAUGGUCUAGGCAUCCCCUGGGUUGAGGAUGUCAAUGGCGGAAAGAUGCGCGGUUUCAACAUCUUUCCCUCCACCAUCAACGUGGCAGCCAACGUGCGUGAAGAUGCCGCCCGCGCCUACUACUGGCCUGUUGCCUCUCGCCAAAAUCUACACCUUCUGGUGGACACCUUUGUCAACCGCAUUAUCUGGCAGGAUAAGGCUAACAAUAGUGACCACGUUACCGCGUCCGGGGUCGAGGUUACUUUGGCAAACGGAACCACGUCGGUUGUGUCUGCCAACCGAGAGGUUAUUGUCUCGGCUGGAGCCCUCAAGUCGCCAGGGAUCCUCGAGUUGUCCGGUAUUGGUGAUGCUACCCUCCUUGAGAAGCACAAAAUUCCGGUCCAGGUUAAUCUUCCCACCGUGGGCGAGAACCUCCAGGAUCAAACCAACGCCCAGUCGGGCGCUGCUAUCAAGGCCAACAUGACCAGCGCCACACACGUCGUUUACCCCAACGUCUACGACAUCUACGGCAACCAGACUGACUCCCUAGCGCGCUCAAUGCAAAAGAAAAUAAAGGAUUAUGCCAGAGCCACCGCCGAGGUCAGCAACGGCAUCAUGAAGGCUUCAGAUCUGGAGGCGCUGUUUCAGGUCCAGUACGACCUUAUCUUCAAGCAGCGUACCCCCAUCGCUGAGAUCCUCUAUAGCGCCAGAGGAGAUAACGCCAUCUCCUCCGAAUACUGGACUCUUUUGCCUUUUGCUCGCGGCAACGUGCACAUCUCCUCAUCUGACCCUACCGCGAUGCCCAUUAUUAACCCCAACUUCUUUAUGUUGGACUGGGAUUUAGACAGCAUGAUUGCGGUGGCCAAGUACAUCCGCACCUCGUUUAGUGCUGGACCGCUUGGGAAGCUUGUCGAGGGUGUGACUAUUCCCGAUCCUGCCGUUGUCGGUGAUGAUGCCUCUGAUGCUGCAUGGAAAGAAUGGCUGUUAGACGGGCACUACCGCUCGAAUUUCCAUCCUGUGGGAACUGCUGCCAUGAUGCCCCGUGAGCAGGGAGGUGUUGUUGAUAACAAGCUAAAGGUGUAUGGCACCUCCAACGUCCGUGUGGUUGAUGCCUCCAUUCUUCCUUAUCAAGUCUGCGGUCACUUGACUAGCACUCUAUAUGCCAUGGCUGAGCUUACUGCUGAGCUGAUUAAGCACAACUCUGCUUAA